AUGGCUCGCUCGAUGGUGGACAUAGAAGACGAAUUGUCACGACUCUGGGGUCUGGUAGGGGAAUUAUCAGACCAACUGGCGCAGAAUCGAGCAUUGGUAACUCAGCUCAAGUCGAGAUCAGAGAAUGUGAAAGGUCAAGCGGCACAUGUGGGCACUGGUUUUCCAUUGAGGAGGUUUAAUUUGGAUAUAUCGAAUGAGGAAUUUCAAUCAGAACUCGAAGCGUUCUCCUCACAUCUGGUUACCGAAAAUCAGCAGCUGCAACAUGAGAACAAACAGCUGAACGCUCUGCUGAAAGAGUAUGAGCAAACGUUGGAAACGGUCAUGGGCAAAUUCAGGGGUAUAGCUCACUCAUCACAACAACACGACCUAUCCUUACAUUCCUAUUACACCUCCUUACUUCAGACUUUACAAACAGCCCAUUCAUCCGCCCAACUCCACGACUCCACAUCCCUGUCCCUACUUCUCACUCGUUUAUCAACUUUGCUAAGAUCAACAUUACGUUCGAUGGGUGGUGAAGAUUCAGAUAACGAUUUAGCCAACUUACCGGGUUUACUAAAUCUUGUCAAUCAUCCUGCAACAAUAUCUGAAAUAUCUUCAUCACCCAAAUCGACUAUAUCGAACUUGAAACCAUUCCCUAGAGCUCCUAAUAAACCUGUACAUUUUCCUGGAUUUAUACCGGGUCGAAGUGGGGGUUAUAACGGUACGGAGGGACAAUCAGAUUGGGCAUUGGAGAGAGAAAUGGAAAUAUUACGAUUAGAAGAGGAGAAUAAAGCUUUAAGAGAUCUUCUAAACAUAUCCCAAGAUCUGAAACUCCCUGCAUUAGGUGACCAGGAUGUUGUAGAAGAGGGAAAAGAGGAUGAAGGUGUGAAAUCGCCAGAAGGUGAAAGAUCGAGAAAAUCGAGUUUGACAAUAGAAGAAUUGGAAGCUGGAGCAGCUAUGGAAGCGGAUCAAUUGGCUGAAUCGAAUAAGAUAAGGGAUUCAAAUACACUUCAUCAACAGCAGCACGAAGGAUUAGAGAAGGAUCACGAUGAACAUAUAGAAUCUGAUCAACAGCAGCAACAGCCGGUAUCCACCACACCUCAGGAGAUAAGAGAAAGUGUACUAGGUUUUGAGACGACGGAAAGACCACCUGAAGAAGCUAUCGUGGAUGAACCUGAUGCUGAAGCGGUGGAUCCUAAUGGGGAGUAA
Kwoniella botswanensis is the source of this 1188-nucleotide messenger RNA. RefSeq lists its product as uncharacterized. Lineage: Eukaryota; Fungi; Basidiomycota; Tremellomycetes; Tremellales; Cryptococcaceae. Bases 1 to 1188 code for a protein of 395 amino acids. The record is from RefSeq and is a predicted model, not a curated record. The transcript is spliced from 4 exons.